AUGCACUGGAAGUAUGCAAUGUCCGAGAGUAUAGGUGCAAGAACUGGCAAUCAUCAAGCACCAGCUAGCUACUCGACCGUCUUUCCUGUGCUGUUCCUGCAUGUGCAUCUCUCUGUUAAUGUCUCUCUGUUAUAUCUUGCCUAUCACCAGGCAUAUGUCUCUUUCACCACUAUAUCAUCAGAAAAUAUUCAAGUGCAUUUUUCUUCAUUUCGCUAUUGGCCCUUUCUUUGCACACCACGCUUCACCUCAGUAUUACUUACCCCAUCCGCAGUUAAGGUUUAUUCCUCGUUCAUUGUUCGUGAUCUGGCACCCUCUAUUGUUGCACCCAGUUCAAUAGUACGUGUGUUCACCAAACUGAAAUAUUUUGGAUCACAAUGA
Messenger RNA from Dujonia railenensis, 378 nucleotides. Lineage: Eukaryota; Fungi; Ascomycota; Pichiomycetes; Serinales; Debaryomycetaceae. The record is from the annotation of a GenBank genome assembly.